AUGAUUAAAAUUGAUUCGUUAACAAACAUCUACAAUGAUUCCGAGAAUAAAGACUCUGCAGAUUAUGAAAGCGAUUUUGAAGCUGAAAAUGAAAUAGAAAAGGAAUUUCAAAAUAUCUCAACAGAUAAAGAAAUUGAAAAAUCCCCAGCAAAGCAUAUAACACAUACAGCUUCUUUUCGCUCAAGAUCCUCAUCAAGCACAGCAAGCUUGCAGAGAGCGAGAUCAGGCAUAAUCUCCCGUAGAAUUUCACCUUUAAAAAACCGAAACUCUUUACUUUUACUUGAAAAAGAGAAUUUAAUGCUAAAAAACCAAUUGAAAGCUAUUAACGCAAAUUUGGAUGAUGCCUUGGAAAAGCUGAAAAAGAAAAUAGUUGUUAGGUCUUCAAGUAUAAUCAGGCAUAGAAGCAAGGCUGAACAGAUGAGCAUAAUAGAAAAGCAACUAAAUUACUAUGAAGCUGAAAGCAAUAAGCUACAAAAAAGAAUUAGAAAAUUGCGAAAUGUGGAUUAUAAAGAAAACUUAAAAGAAGAGAUAAAGGAAAAGGAAAGGAUUUUAAAAAAUUAUGAAAAACAAUUGAAAGUAAAAUAUGAAGAACAGAAGGAAAGAGGUGCAGUUUUAAUAAAAAAAGAGCAAGAAAUUGAACCAAAAGAAGUCACAGAAUAUAAUGAAUUGUUAAUUGAAGAAAAAAAGCUGAAAUUACAAUUUGAAAAUUUAGAAGAAAAAAUGGAAAAAGACAACGACUACUAUGAACAUUUGUACAAUAAAGAGGCUGACCUAACUAAUGAGCUUGAAGUUCUUGAAAAAAUCGCAAAAAAUUUAUUUAAUCCUUUAUCACAACAAGAAAAAAUAAUGAUUGAUACACAUUUAAAACUUCAAAAGCAAUUAUCAAUAAUCGAAAGAAAAUUAUUUUUAUCUAUAGGCCUUAGUCUUAGUCUUAGUUAAAUUUAUAGAGUAGCUCCCGGCCAGGACCGAAGGUCCUUUUCUUCCGCCUUUUGGACGCCUCGCUUGCUUUCCUUGCCCUGCUCCCAGUGUGCACCUAAGUGCCACAGGCUACCACUCAGCUCCUUCCGGUCAUGGGCUUGGUCAUGCUAUCCCGGAAGUAGGCGAACUGGGUCACCGUGCUUCACGUCGCCAGACUAGGGUUAGAGCUAAGGAUUAACUCCGUAGCUCUUGUCGGCUCCUGCCAUGCCCUCCAAAUUGGCACUAGCGGUCGCUAGAGGAAAAAAAACUUUUUUGCCCCGUGUCCUAUCGGGACGACCCUAGGAUCGUCGUUGCUGGACUGGGAGGGAAACCUAGCCGGACACAAACUACCAGUACCCAUUCCAGACCUUUCCCUGGGCGGAUUGGCUUCAGGCCGCAGCAAGGUCCCCAAUCUCGCCACAGUUCCGGGAGAGGACGAGUCGGUGCCGUCGCCAUUUUAUUUUUGUGUUUUUAUCUAUAGGCCAGUUAUCAUGUAAAGAGAAAAAUAUCGAAAAAAAGCUCCAGACAAAUAAAGAAAAAAUUGAUGAAAUGGAAACUAAGCUUAAAAAUAAAACAGAAUUGCUUGAAAAUAUCAAUAAGGAAUUAUAUGACAUAAUGAAAUACGCCACAAAUCAUAGUUUAGGCUGUCUAGUUGACGCACUAACUAAUACUUCAAGUCUUGCAGAGGAGAUUGAAGAAAUAAAUGAAGAUCCUUUUAAAAAUAAAUCAAAUGAUAUAAGCCGAAUAAGCAGUGAAGUUGAGCCAAUAGAAGAGAUUGCUGAUGAGGAAGAAAUUAAAAGCUAUAGAGAUAAGAUUGCCGAAGAGCUAGAUAAAAUUGACCCAUUAUUGGAAAAAGUUAAAGAAAUUUAUGAAGAAAAUGAAGACUUGUGAGACAGCUGGAAAAACAAUGAAGAAAUUUUGAUUGAAAAUAAAUUAGAAGCAACGUUUAGAGAUGAAGCCACGCUUCAAUUGACUGAAAAUGAUACAGAAAGUAUCCCUACAUUAAAAUUAGAUACAAAUAGUGAAAGGAAUGAAGAGGUUUUUCAUAUAAAUGAAAAGAAAACCACUGAAAGAGAUUAUUCAGAGUCUACAAAAGAGUUUAAAGCUCUAGAAGAAAUUAUUUCGAAAGAAAUGCAAUCUCUUCAAAAAACUGAUGACAAAGAACAUGAAAAUGAUAAAGACUUAGAUAUCGCUAAAAAAUCAAGAAAAAACUCAAGAUCAGGAGACGCAAAGAAGCCUUUUCAGAAGCCGCUGUUUAAUUUAAGAUCUCCACAUGAAAAAGAAAUAGGGGAUAAGUUUAUCAAGAAUAACAAAAAUUCGCAUGAGAGAAAAGAAAGUAAUGGAUCAGCUGAAUUUUCUCAAGAAAAGCAAUAUUUAAAUGUUAAGGAUAUUCCUGAAAAUUUUGGAGGUAAAAUAUCGCCGCAUUUUGUGCAAAAAAUAUUGGAAAAUGAAGAAGCUACAGAAAAAUCAUUUAGAAAAAAGAAAAGUGAAAAAUCUAUAAAUGAAAAGCAAAUUUUAGAAAAAGACCAGCCAAUAGAUGCAGAUUAUAUAUGUAAAUCUGGAUUUAAAAGUAUCUGGCAAGCAAAAGACGUUGAUUUAGAGCCAGUUAGAAUAAAAGAAAAAUCUCCUGACAGAGCAGGUAAACCUUUAGGCUUAAAUAAGCCUAAAAAAGUAGAGAAAAAGACAGAUUAUUAUAAAGAGUCAAACUUUCCUAAAGAAAAAUGAGAUAAUAUGAAUGAGCUAGUUUACAAAGAAAUCACAUUUGGCCACGAAAUGAUUCCUCCAAUUAACAAAGAGAACCCAAAUUUCGAAGUCACAUUUAACCACGAUAAAACCCCAGCCUUUUCUCAGCAAAAAGCUAUUUCACUCAACAAAAAAGCUCCGAUCCAAAAAGACUAUAUUGAGUCUCGAGAAGAAUUAAUAGAAAAAAUCAACAAAUCCCACUUUUCGAAUGUUCACAACUGUGAAGUCACAGGCGAUUUCCCAUCAAUUUCAUAUGAUUUGAAUCAGGUAAAAUCAUUUUCCAACGAUAUUUUAAAGCAUCAAAGGCAUCAUGCUACAAGUAAGAAACCGAAACUCUCGUCAAACCAAAAUUCUUCCUUUGAUUUAUCAGAAGGAAAUUAUUUAUUGUAA
Messenger RNA from Blepharisma stoltei, 3090 nucleotides. Lineage: Eukaryota; Ciliophora; Heterotrichea; Heterotrichida; Blepharismidae. The record is from the annotation of a GenBank genome assembly.